Molecule: messenger RNA, 3020 nt
Organism: Bursaphelenchus xylophilus (pine wood nematode)
Lineage: Eukaryota; Metazoa; Nematoda; Chromadorea; Rhabditida; Aphelenchoididae
Source: the annotation of a GenBank genome assembly
AUGCGUUUGUUCAACCGUUACUACCCUAAAUCAUAAUAUUUUAGAAUCCUUAUCUCUUCAAAUACCUCAUCCGCCGCCCCCAGCUCCCAGUCCGGUCCGUCCUCAAACUGGCGCUCGAAGGAUGAGAGCGCGGCGAAGGCGGAACCUCCAUUGACUGAUACCUCAAUUAUGCAAUCAAUCUCAUGGUUCAUCUUCAUGAUAAUCUUCAGAUCAGUGUACGGGUUCUCGGAGGUCUUUCCCACUCAAGUUCUCAGCGCCUAUGGGGCGAGGGGACCCUUGAGGAAUGGAGGAAAAAACGAGGAAAACGAUAUUCUUGAGCAACGAAUCAGUCAGUUACAAACAGCACCGCCAGGUAAGAAUUCUUAAGCGCCGAUUGAGGUAAUAAAAAUCUCAAUCUGUAACUUCGUAACUAUACAAUCAACUUGUCCUUCUCCAGAUUACAAUAUCGGAGUAAUCCAAGUUCGUCUCAGUAAUUGGACCACAACUCCUCCACCUCGACCUCCCAUGACCUCAGCCCUCCAAUCGGGCCCAGAGACCCCUAUUCACCCUGAUCCUACCCGUCGAGUCAAAACCCGGCCCCGUCAACAACAUCGUCGACGUCCCUCAGACAAUCCAGUGCAAUAUGACGACGACUACGUCGAGAUCACUCCCAAACCAAAGAUGGCUCCCAUUGACAACACAUUCCUCUACAUGCUGGCCGCUAUACUUCUGGGACUUGUUUUGCUAACCACGACCAUCUACAGCAUCAUGUGGUGCAUGUCGUGUCGAAGAAGUCGGCCGGAUAAUGGAGUCGACAUGCCAACCAUGACAUUCCCGCCCAGAUAUCAGUACUAUGACAGCUCUCCAUGGCAUGGAUCGGAGCAUCGCGGAUCCUCCGAGAUGGAGAGACUCUUCAGGUAGGUCGGAAGCUUAUUUAAGAUACUACCCAUGAGGAUUAGGGAAAAUUUGGGAGUCCACUUGCAAACUCUAACUAUAUUAUAUAAAACAAUCAGCUGGUUUAUACAAUUGGCAAUUUCCUGCCGGUCUUCCACAAGACUAAUUUUUUUAUUCUGACAAGUUGAAGAUACCUUGUCACAACUCGCAAAAGUAUGCUAACAGACUGUAAAUAACAAAGGGCAAUAGACGACAUUACAAUUAAAACAAACUUACCAAUCGCCAAAGAAUUCGAAAUCUGCAAGGUCGUGAACGGGGAAUACAAGCGAAAACAAGAGAGGGAAGUUGUCAAUGGAGACACUGCAGCCGGCCAUGCGACGACAAAGAAAGCAGUGCCCAGAAACGGCACGUAAUUUCAAAAUUUCCAAAAAUUUCCGGCAAUUUCUCGAAAAGGAGCGCAACUUUUUGGCCAAUCAGCGAUCGGCAAAAUGGGCGGAGCUUGAAAAGACGUAAACAUUCCUGAGGUUUCUCCAACGUUCCGGCCACAACAAAAUGAGGGUAUAAAAGCCGGAGCGCGCGGCUAGAGGUCAAGUUCAAUCAAAAAUCGUUUGAAGUUUCAAGUUCCCGACUUACCUCAAGAUGUCUCUGUUGCUGUGGGAUCCAUUCCGCUCCUCCAAUGGCUACGCUCUGAACCCGUGGCGCGCCCUCGACUCGGAGCUGCACCAGCUGGAGCGCAACCUUGGCCAGUGGGACUUCAAGGACGGCUUCACCUUCAGCUGCAACGUUCAAGGAUUCAAGCCCGAUGAGAUCGAGGUCAACCAUCAAGGCGACGCCGUCACCAUCAGCGCUCAUCAUAAGCAAGCUGGACCGCAUGAGCAGUACGAGAGAACCCUGAAGAGAACCAUCCGCAUCCCUGAUGGCUACGAGAAGGAGAAGGUCCAGUGUGAUUUGAAUGAGAAGGGCGAGUUGGUGAUCAAGGCCCCGAAGAUUGGAAAUGGCAAGGAGUCCGAGAAGAGGUCCAUCCCGAUCAACUUCAAGAAGUCCAAGGCUGUUGAGCACAAGAAGUAAAUCUCAAUCAGAUCUCUUAUUGUUGUUAUUUGUAGUUUCUAUGUUUCUAAAUUGUAAUUUUUUGGAGAAACCAAUAAACUUGUAUUCUAUAAGCUAUUUUCGGAGUUUUUGUGGAUCUAGAUAUACUUCAAUAGGCUUGAAAGUAGGAGGGGAUUACUCAAAAUUGUAAGGCUUGUGCGCUAUUAGAAGCCAAUGUUAUUUGAUUUCAGAUCGGAUUUGGAGUUCAAGCGACCUCCGCUAGUGGCGCCUCCUCCACCGCCGCCUCGGGUACCCCCACCCCCCGUUCCGCAACACCUUCGUCCUCAUCCAUCUUGUAAGUUUCUUUGUUCAGCCCCUGACUCUCUUCCGUUUCUAUCGCUUUAGGGCAUGUUCAAUCUCUGCGGACCGCCGGAAGCGGGAUCUCCUUGAGUUCGCUGUCUCCGUAGCCAAAAUUGAUAAUUGCGCAAAUCUUUACAUUCUUUGUCAUCGUCUUUCUUUUUUCUGGAAUUUUAUGAGUUUUAUGUAGAGGAAAGCGAAACUAGCUAGGGUAAUAAAAGUUGAAACAAAUUAAAAGACAUUCGACUUCGGACCUAGUAAUAUCUAAAUUUCCGUCUUACCUAACCUUCUCUUCUGAUUACUAACUUAAAACGGAUUCCCUCUCUAAUCCACGUUUUUCCCAGAGUCGCCAUGAGUAAACUCUUGUUUGGCCCUAACCGUUUUCCCGCUUAAACCUUUGCCUAAACCUCACCCGACUCCUCUAAAUUCUGAAUUGUGGAGCUGCAGAUCAACGUCGACGGCCCCACUACACGCAUCGAGACUCGCCGGUGGAGCGAGAGAUUCGGCUUCAGAUGUUGAAGAGACAGAUAAGCGAAUCCACACUCUCCACGCGGACACGGACCAACAGCUUCUGAUCCGACGAUUCUUUUCUGGUGAGGUUUUUGUUUAUACCCUGAGAUUACCCCCAACUUUCAUGUGAUAUUAUUCUAUAUUACAGUAGAACACAUCACUUUUAUAAUAAUCCUCGUUUGUUUCGCGGAGAUAACGGUACGCUACCUCUGCCUACACGACCCAAUUAUUUUUAGGCUUUAAACCCGGUUUAA